CAUGUCUGGUGAGGUCAACGGGCAUGUGUUCAUCUCCUCGCUCAAGCGGUUUGUGGCCGAGCAUGGUGAGGAGGUCGUCGGUGGAGCGGCGCCCUUUACCGUCAACCCGGCGUGCCUGGCCUAUCUCAACGGACGGCUGUACAUGUUCCACGAACAUGGUGCAGAGUCAUGCAGGGAGUAUGGGGAUGCUGAUGCCAUGAUGGUCAUCGACCGUUUUGUUCGCAAGUUGCCCUCGCUUCAUGUCGCUGGUCCGCGGCAUCCUCCGCCGCAUGCUGCACACAUCGCCGCAGACCACCCAGUUGCCAUGGGCAUGUUCCACUCGCUCGAGCGACUGCAUGCCGACAACGUGCUCCCACGCCAGCUUGCUGACCUCAACGAAGUCUUUGUCCAGCUUCGCGCGCUGACCCUCGUCGUCGCUGCUCCGCGCUCGGGCGGUCGCUCGGAUCCAGAUCAGGGUCCUGCCCUGCCCUUCCCGGUCCAUUCACGCUUUGCGCUUGACCAGCUGCUUGUCGACUUGCCGUUGCAUGGCGUUGAGGUCUUUGCUUCGCCGCUGCCGUCGCCCACGGCGGCCGAGCAUGGCGCUGGAAACGGUGACGGCGAGGCCUUUUCGGAUCCACCUUCACCAUCGGCGCAGAUCGGCUCGCCGAUCCGCAAGGUUCGCGAGGUCGUCUGGCCACGCCUCCGCGAGCUUACCAUAACCCACGCUGGGCUCGAGCGGAUUGACCAGCGGGCGCUACUGGCCGUUCCCUACUUGGAAGUCCUCGUUCUCAGCCACAACAAGCUGACCGCCAUCGAGCACCUCGAGGAGUGCAUCUACCUCCACACUGCUGACCUUGGCUACAACGCCAUCACCUCAUUUGCCAACGUCCACACUCAAGUCGGCAAUCUGCGGUCGCUCUCGCUUCGCUCCAACUCAAUCCGCUCACUGGCCGGCCUCGGCAAGCUCUACGCGCUCGAGUCGCUCGACCUUGCCCUCAACCUGGUUGUCUCCCUCGACGAGGUCUCGCGGCUGGCCGCUCUGCCAUGCCUUGAAGCGCUGUGGUUGGCCGGCAACCCUGUGGCAGCGCGGACUGACUUUCGUGUCGCCACCUUUGCCGAGUUUGAGCUUGCAGGCUCCGAGUCGCUGCGGACGCUCGACGGCGCCCCGCUGUCGUCCUCGGACGCCGCAGCUGUUUCACGGGUUGUCUCAGCAUCACGUGAGGUUCACCGUCGCGCCGCCUCGGGCUCACCAGCCCCAGCUCUGAUAUCGUCGUCUCCGCGCGCCCGCGUUGCCGCUAUUCGCGAUGUUCCGGCGCCGCGCCCGCGCGUGGCCUCCUCGCCCCCGCAAGGCUAUUCGGGGCCGUCUGUUGCUACUCCCGCUCUUCUUGCCGCGCCAACUGCUACUGCUCCGCUCCCGGUGCCACUGUCGAGCUCGACCGAGCUCAAAGAGUCGACGCAGGAGUUCAAGCGCCAGGUCGAGGACAUCAAGGCUCGCUACGGAGACAACUGGCUGGUGGUUCUCACCCAGCUCGAACGUGAUCGCCGCGAGCAGCGGUUGGCCGCUUCCCACACUUCGCCGCGGCUUGUUGCCGAUCCCUAUGCCACGGUCGCGUCCUCGUCGCCGACGCGGCCCGACGGGCUCAGCUCGCCACAGCUGGUUGUGGCCAAGCGCAAGUCGCGGUCGGAAGCGCGUUCCAAGGACGGCUUUUUCGUUACUAGCGGCAGGAGCCGGCGAAAGAAGCGCAAGAGGCGUAAGCGCAAGGAAUGUUCGGCAAACUCGGGCCACUCGUCGCCGUCGCCGUCGGUGUCACGCUCGCGCUCGCGCUCCCGGACCCGGUCGCGCCGCUCGGGAUCGACCUCGCUCUCGGCCUUGAUGCAAGACGCACAGGCGAAGCUGGCCACUCCUGCUCCGUCGGAUGAGACCAAGUCAAGCACGUCGCGAACGAGCGGGUCACACUUGCCGGCACCAAACGAUGCCGCCUUUGACGCCCUGCCGCUGCCACCGCCUGGCGGUCGCUCCUCCGAGGCUUCACCGCGCUCACCAGCCAUCUCACCCCGCUCGCCGACACUGCUGCCGCGCGACGGGACGCCGCCGACUUCGCAUCCCUCGACUGCCAGCUCUAUGCGCUCGGCAGAAUCGAUCGCUGGUGACGAUGGGCUUGCCACCGCGCCAGACGCCGGUGCCGAGUCGUCGGAGGCGGAUGCGUCAUCCGACGACGGCUCGACUCAAGGCGAGUUUCUGGUGGAGACCACCGGCUCAGCGGCCAAGACCCUCAUUCUCAUUGUUACCCGCGGCAAGAUCUCGGAAAUGGACGUGACCGACGCCGAAGUCGUCGCCACCCACAACCUCGAGCACCUCUACCGAGCCUCAACCUUCUCGGCACGUUCGGGCUCGCGAGUCCAGCUCGAGUUCCGCAGGGACCGCGGCGUGGCGUCGACAGUCGAGUAUGCGGUUGAGGCCGACGUCGUUGGUGAGCUUGUCGACCUCCUCAACUCGUUGGCCAACCCAGAGCUCGCUGUUCUCCACGCUACCGUCAAGUGUCUGAAGUGCUCGGCGACGUAUGCCGACACGACCAAGGCUAUGCUUCGCGACAUGUGCCCGACCUGCGGCUCCGACUUUAUUGUCGAGGCAUUUGAGGAGGCACAGCCAGCGGUAGCUGAGGCGACGGCGCCACUGGCCAUCCCGGGUGCUACUGCAGGCGCCGGAGCGAGCUCGGGCAUGGCCUCGUCGGUGGCAUCCGAGGCAUCGGCCCACUCUUUUGCGGCAUCAUCGUCUGCAGCAGGCCACGCAGCAUCGCCGCGUGUCGGCUCAGCGUCCAGCGACGCCGCAGUUGUGCACACUGACGAGGCACCGCCACCAAAACCGGUGACACCGGUUGACUAUGACGAGGGCAUGCGGUCCGAGGCCGAGGCCCGCGCCGACGCCGGCUAUCUUGAUCUCGGCUGGGACGUGACACUCCAGUCAGCGCUCAAGCUCCACGUCCAGCUGCACAUCAUCGACGUCGAGACUGAGAACAUUCUCGCCUUUGCACCGGGCCGACUCGCCAAGUGGAGCCUCAGCGCAUCGGGCAACGUGACGCGCUGGGCUGGCGUGAUUGUCACAACAGCCUCGGUCCUCCUUCUCGGCCACAAGUCGUGGUCCAAAUCGUCACCGUUCACCGAGUCGCUCACCCAGGGCGACGCUGACCUCAUCGACGGUCUUGUCGAGCUCGACAAGAUCGACAUUGCGAGCCUCGCCGCCGUCCGAGUCGGCGCGUUUGGACAGAGUCUCCGUCUGGAGCUAUCACCGGAGACCUCGUACGCGAUCAUCACCGGCUGCGCCGAGGCGACGCGGCAGCUGAGCGCGACGCUGCACAAGGUGGCGCGGCAUGUGCCUCUGGUUCAAAACGCCCCGGAUGUCCGGGCCGCGCUUGCCACCACCAUCUUUACCGGCAUCAUGUCCGAGGUCCAGCUUGACCUGCGCAAGGUGCUCUCUGUGGUUGUCCUCCCACCACGAGACGUUGACAAGUCCAGCAAGAUCAAGGCACCGUUCCACGCCACGCUCGUGCUGACCAACACCUGGCUGGUACUGCUGAACGAGGCGUUCACGGUCCACCCGCUUCCGGCGUUCGACAAGGUUCUCGCCAAGGCCGACAAGGCCAAGCCCGGACAGCAGUUUGCGCUCUACCAGGCGAUCGAGAUCAAGGAUUUGCUCGAGGCCGACGUGUACGCUUCUGCGCCGACGCGACUGGACCUCUCGUUCCUCGUGGAGGAGGCUGUGCCCGGUGCCGUCGACGAGUCGAGCGGCGAUGUGUCGUGGCGACUGCAGGGCGGCGGCGAGCGCGACAUGCGGCACCUCGUGGAUGUGCUCCGGGCGCUGUGGUCGGACCACUUCCACAUCGCAGACAUGGUGGUGUACAAUGAGUAAGAGCUGAGCGGGUGUGCUUGUUUGUUAUUGUACGCUAGGCGCUCCAGUAGCGGGCAAAGUUGUCAAGUGAGCCCGAGGCAAACGCAUCCUCGGUGGGCGAGGCUGUGAUCGACGAGACCGGCUGCUUGUGACCAGGCAGCGUUGACACGAUCUGCGCGGUGUGGACAUCGUAGAUGGCGAUGCCGCCGCGGGCCUCGUCAGAGACAAGAAUGUGCUUCUCGUGAAAGUUAAAGGUGGCCGGCGACGGCAUGGUGGCGA
This is a messenger RNA of Thecamonas trahens ATCC 50062, 4144 nucleotides long. RefSeq lists its product as uncharacterized. Gene Ontology annotation, cellular component: cytoplasm. The annotation marks the transcript as partial. Lineage: Eukaryota; Apusomonadida; Apusomonadidae. The transcript has a single exon. The record is from RefSeq and is a predicted model, not a curated record. Gene Ontology annotation, molecular function: protein binding.